This is a messenger RNA of Musca domestica (house fly), 1244 nucleotides long. RefSeq names its product protein snail homolog Sna. NCBI's taxonomy places the organism in Eukaryota, Metazoa, Arthropoda, Insecta, Diptera, Muscidae. The transcript is spliced from 6 exons. Gene Ontology annotation, cellular component: nucleus. Gene Ontology annotation, molecular function: RNA polymerase II transcription regulatory region sequence-specific DNA binding; DNA-binding transcription factor activity, RNA polymerase II-specific; zinc ion binding. Gene Ontology annotation, biological process: regulation of transcription by RNA polymerase II. The record is from RefSeq and is a predicted model, not a curated record. The coding region runs from base 69 to 1076 and encodes 335 amino acids.
GCUUUGCUAUUCCCGUUAUUCGGAAUUUCAGCACCACCUGGUUGAGAAAUUCUCCCACAAUUCAAACCAUGUUUCUGCAAAGAUUAUGGCUCAUAUGUCGUGUCUGCAUGCAGCAGAAACAUGGAAUGCUGGAUCUGUUCUCCGAGGUGUUGGAAAAGCCCAUUUGGAACAUUCUAAGGGAUUGUGGUGGCAUACCGGUACGAAGGCGGGACAAUCUACCGGACAAAAUUUGUGAUGUUUGCCUGGAUAGGCUAUUUAAGGCCUAUGCAUUUCGUUUGGAGUGUCAACGGGCCCAUAGACAGAUAACACAGGUGGUACAACCAAAUACGAAGCAUGAACAGGAAUUUCUAACAGAUCAUGAAAUGGAUACGCCACUCUCUUUGGAUGCCUACCACCAGCAAGUCAUUGAAAGAUUCGAAAUGAAAAAUGGCUACCAUCGAGAUUCCAUUGAGAGUCUGGACACAGCCUCAUCAUUAUCCGCCGACACCAUUAAUGCACCUAAAUUGCCCAAUUCCACAAAAAGUUCAUCAAAUUCCCUGAAAGAAGAUGAUUACGUUUCGAAUAAUGUCAAAGAUGGCCAUUACUCCACCCGGCCGCUCAAGAAACGUAUCAUAAUGUCCUACAGAAAUGCCAAGGAUCCACUGAGGAACAAAACGAAAGCAAGACAUGCAAGGUUGGAAUUGAAAGAAAAGAAAACGCAAAAGUCUGGUCAUUUCCCUUGUAAUGUUUGUCAUAAUGUCUAUUCCAGUGCCGAUCUGUUGAGGCAUCACAAAUAUGUCCAUCGAAGGCCGCACCUUUGCAAAAUCUGUGGUAAGACAUUCAGUCAAGUACAGCAGCUUCAAAAUCAUGAAAAUUCUCACACUGGCGAACGGCCAUAUCCUUGUCGGAUGUGUAAUCGAAUUUUUGCCGAUACUUCGAAUCGCAACAAGCAUGAGAUAAAUAUUCACAAGAGGACAUCAUUGCGAAAGCUUCCAAGACGAAUUCAAUGUCUUAUUUGUAAUAAAGUUUUCAAAAGGCCCCAAAAUUUAAGAGAUCAUCAUCGCAGAGUCCACCUGAAAGCACUGUUAGAGAAAUAGGCAUACAGACACACAAAACCAUGUAAAUAUUUCACAUUCAAAAUUGAAUUGGGAAAUGUGAAAAAAUAUUGAAGUUUGUUACAUAAUUGUAGGAUUAAAUUGUAAAAAUUAUUUAUUAUAGAAAAUAUGUUUUGAAAUUAAUACGAAAAAAUUAUUAAGAACACUUUU